AGAUUUUUUUUGUGUUAUCAAAAUUUAAAGUUAACAUGUAUGUCGACUUAUUUGGCGGGUGCAGUGGAAACCAACAAUUCAAUGAAGAAUUGAAUCAAUUGGAAGAAAUUGUGAACCAUGACUCUCCCAGACAAGUAGCACAACAAUUUACGAGUUUAUUACUCAGUAACAGUCCAUCACAUGCCAGUGCUGUAUCACCGGAAAAACGCAAAAAUAUUAAUAAAAAACUAACAGAAAUAUUUAGGCAGGAGCCUAGAAGCUGCCGAAUGGCGCAGAAGCUAUGUAGUCUAUUCGAACAAAAUGACAGACGAGCUUCAGGGCAAGGUGAAGAAACAGAUACACUAUAUUCUACUUUAGAACACAUUUACAUGCAUGAGACGCCAAAUAAUCGUUUUCAAAAUCAAAUGCAGCGCUUUCUAGGAUCGAAUGAGGGACCAGAAUUGAAUGACAUGCAAAUCGCUCAAAAUUUGUGUCGCAUACUUCAUGCUCAUAUAAAAUUUGCUAAUGAUUUUGGUAUGCAUUUAAGUCGAAUGCAUCAAGCCGCCAAUUCGACCGAUAGAGACCAACAUAAUUCAGAAGAUGAUGAUCAAUUUUUGGGACCAAUGGACACUCUAGGGACAAAUUGUGAAGGAAAUGCGACAAUUGAACCGCCCAGUGCUGGAAAAUAUAAAUUUAAUAUAGCGAAAAACGAUUGGAUUGAGCCAAAGCAAGUAAAAAAGAUUGUUCGUUAUACAAAAAGCAAACAACCAAAUAUAAAUCGAAAUAGUAAAAAAUUUCAGAAAGUAAAUAGUGGAAAAUAUGGUACCGAAAUUACUAAAAUAAACAACAAAGUUCUUGCAAAGGUUAAUCCAAACACCAUGCCUAAAAGAUUUGGUGGUAAUCUAAAACAAGUACAAAAAAUGACACCAACAUUCACAAAACAGAGUUGUCGCAGUAAGGGCCGGAAAGCUGCUUCAUGUAACAGCGAUCAGGAUAAUGUAAGCAUUGACUGUGUAACUAAGAAUAUGCAGGUGAAUACACAAUUGAGAAACUAUAGAAUGAACUUGCGAGAUGCUAGGUUGAAGACGGCAAUAGAUGCGUCUGUGACAGCUAGUAUUAAAGUGAUGUUUCCUAAAAUCGAUAAAAAAAUUCUCGCCAGACCUAUUAGAAAAAAAUUAAUAAAAAAAAUUAAAGAAAAGCCUAUUCGUUCAAGUAAGCUUUUUGAUGGUGUUACGAUGAUAUGUCCUGAAAAUCAUGAAAUACGUAAAACGGUCGUUAAGUCUAUUAAAGACAGUCUUAAAAGGAAAAGCAAGUGGUGGUUAGCUCCUUGCUAAUCGCUUAGGUUCUAUAUACAUAUGAACACAACUCCACGAACUCAACAAAACAUCACCAAACACAUCAAAAAACGGAGUAAGGAUAGAGAAACUUAAUGCUUAGAACAACGACAGUGAAGUAAAUAUCUUUAUUUUGUAAAGCUAAUAACAUAAUAUUGACAAGAAUUUCGAAGAAACGAAGUUGAGUCUCUAAAUCUGACAUUUACUUAUAAAAUCUGGUAGAAAAGUAAUUUUGAGAAGUACAAUGCCCAAUAAUUUAACGUAAAUUAUGUCCUUGCCGAGUGUUUGCUUAUAUACUGAAAACCUGAAGAUCCUAUUAAACCGAAAGCGAUGCGAUUAAUAAAUCUAGUUGGUUGAAGGACCUGCCCUUAUAACAAAAUGUGCUUUAUACGUUCACUCCAUCUUAUAACUAAUGGAGAGCUCUUUAGCCCCAGUUUUGGACUGUGGAUGAGAAUACUUUAAAAGCGGAUUGUUUCAAUUACUUUGAUAAAUGUUAUGUUUGUUUCACACUAAACAUAAACCAAAAUUUUAAAUUAUUUUUU
Messenger RNA from Teleopsis dalmanni, 1855 nucleotides. RefSeq lists its product as uncharacterized. The transcript is spliced from 3 exons. Bases 36 to 1313 code for a protein of 425 amino acids. The record is from RefSeq and is a predicted model, not a curated record. Lineage: Eukaryota; Metazoa; Arthropoda; Insecta; Diptera; Diopsidae.